UGGUGACUGUUUGCGGAGAUGGUGAGAGCUGCUCUCCCUCCACUGUGUGUCUGGAUCAGAGUCCGUCACGCAGGAGUUUCCUGCUGGAAAUGUUUGCGCGCAGACGCGGCGCGCGUCUCCACGAGCCUCGCCUUUAACGCUGCUGGACAGAAGUCGGAGCGUGUUUAUUAGAAAUGAAUAGAACCUAAAGAUGAAUGUCUCCUUGUUCAACUCCUCCACUUGGAGAGCGGAAUCUGCGCUCAUUUCUGCGGGAUUCGCCCUCAUCUUCCUGCUCGGCACCGUGGGGAACUCUCUGGUGCUCGCGGUCCUGUUUCGCAGCGGACAGAUGAACACCAAAACCACCAACCUGUUCAUCCUCAACCUGGCCAUAGCGGAUCUCUGCUUCAUUGUGUUCUGCGUGCCCUUCCAGGCCACAAUCUACACUCUGGAUGAGUGGGUGUUCGGUCCUGCAGUCUGCAAAGUGGUGCACUUCAUCAUCUUUCUCACCAUGUAUGCGAGCAUCUUCACCUUGACAGCCGUUUCCCUGGACAGGCAUUUAGCCAUUUGCUACCCGUUCCGCUCCAGGGAGAUGAGGACGCCAAAGAACGCCCUCACUUCCAUUGGCUUCCUCUGGGCCCUGGCCUUGGUUUUUUCUGGACCAUAUCUCAGCUACUUCUCACAGAUGGACCUGGCUGGCAGUGUUGUGUGCAUUCCUACCUGGGAGUCCAAACCUCGCAUCAUAAUGGACAUGUGCACGUUUGUCUUUGGCUACCUUGUCCCUGUGCUGGUGCUCGGCCUCACCUACACUUGCACCAUCCGAUACCUGUGGACCAGCGUGGGCCCGUUGAAGGACAUGUCAGAGUCAAAGCGGGCCAAGUGGAAAGUCUCCAAGAUGAUGAUCAUCGUUGCUGCUCUCUUCUGCCUUUGCUGGCUUCCCCAUCACCUGGUCAUCCUCUGCAUGUGGUUGGGCCGAUUCCCCCUCAACCACACCACCUAUGUCCUCCGCAUCCUCUCCCACUUUGUGGCCUACACCAACUCGUGCCUCAACCCCAUCGUGUAUGCCCUCGUGUCCAAGCAUUUCCGCAAAGGCUUCAGGAAGGUGUUCAGCUGCUCACUGAAGAGGAGGGAGGUAAAUAAGGUGCAUGCUCAGGCGGUGAACAUGGUCAGCAGCAUGGAGAUGACCAAUUAGAGACAAGAGCCUCAGAGGAAGAGCCAG
This is a messenger RNA of Archocentrus centrarchus (flier cichlid), 1195 nucleotides long. Its product is annotated as galanin receptor type 2. Gene Ontology annotation, cellular component: plasma membrane. The transcript has 2 exons. The coding region runs from base 191 to 1168 and encodes 325 amino acids. Gene Ontology annotation, biological process: G protein-coupled receptor signaling pathway. NCBI's taxonomy places the organism in Eukaryota, Metazoa, Chordata, Actinopteri, Cichliformes, Cichlidae. Gene Ontology annotation, molecular function: G protein-coupled receptor activity. The record is from RefSeq and is a predicted model, not a curated record.